Rodentolepis nana is the source of this 1503-nucleotide messenger RNA. The record is from the annotation of a GenBank genome assembly. NCBI's taxonomy places the organism in Eukaryota, Metazoa, Platyhelminthes, Cestoda, Cyclophyllidea, Hymenolepididae.
AUGAAGUUAUGUUUUCUGAUUUUCGGCAUUCUUCUCUUCAGUGUUCUCGUGACUUCGGAGUAUUGCUUUUCUACUACUAUUGAUGAUAGCUGCGAAAAUUAUGGUUGUCAAGAAUACCCGUGUGACGAAGAAGACAAUUCAUAUGACAAAUAUGACUACUUCGGAGAAGAGGAAACAGAAGUAUCCAAUGAAAGGAAUGAAGAAGGCUUUGAAAUAGAAGAAAAAGAAGAUGCAGAUAAUGAUCAUCAUAAAUGCAAAAGAAAAGAUGAAAACAAUGACGGAGAAAAAGAAACAGUUAGAGUGGAUACAGGAGCUGAAGCAGAAAACAAAGUCAGUGGUGGCGAUGGCGGUUUGAGGGGCAGUGGCGAAGAACGGACUUUGGAAGUGCAAAUGCUGAAACUGCACAAUGAGUUUCGUAGACGUGCUUCCGAAGGAACGGUGCCUGGUCAGCCAAUUGCUAAAGGACUUCAAGAUCUCGUUUGGAACGAAACGCUAGCAAAACUGGCUAUGAACAAUUCUCGAGAUUGCAAAUUUGGUGCCUUAUAUAGCACUGAAAAAUUAGGACAUGGCCAGAAUAUUGGCCACGCGAGAACUGUUGAGGAAAUCUUCCACGACUGGAUUAAUGAAGGCAAAUUUUACGACUAUCAGUCAAAUACUUGCACGGAUUACUUUCUAAAAUGCAGAAAUUACAAGCAGGUUAUAAAAAAGUAUUUUAAGGGUAAUGCUCUCUACCGUGAAGAAAUCAUGUUUGGUAUGUGGUCUAUAAAAGCAAUGAAAGAAACAACGAGCCGGAAGAUAUUCCGCACUAUGAAGUUCUACUGCAUUUUUUUAGGAAUUUUUCUUUAUAGCAUCCUUGUGAACGCGAAAUAUCAUUUUAAAAACGGCGAUGAAAGGAGAAGUGAAAAAAUAAGAGAUAUUGAAGAAAGGGAAGAUAUAGGAAAAGGAUUUGAAGAGGAUAUAGAAGUUGGCUUAAGGGAAAGAAGAUGGAAUGGUGUUGGUGACAGUGUUGAUUUGAUGGGCAAUGGCGGUGAACAGACUUUGGAAGUGAAAAUGCUCCAACUGCACAAUGAGUUUCGUAGAAAUGCUUCUAAAGGGAGGGUGCCUUAUCAGCCAGGUGCUAUAGGACUUCAAAAUCUUGUUUGGAGCGAAGGUCUAGCAAACAUGGCCAAGGAAAGUUCGAAAAAAUGUCAACUUAAACCUACUAGCGGUUGGAAAAUUGACGGGAUUGGCCAGAAUAUUGCCAACUCGCGAACAAUUGAGGAGUGGGUUGCCUUCAAACAAUGGACAAAUGAAAGCAAGAAUUACUUUUAUCAGACCAAUUAUUGCGAAGGUAAAUGCAGAAGUUACAAGCAGGUGAGUUUCAUCUUGAAAAUAUUUAUUGAUUUGCAAAUGUACUCUUUCCAUUUCAAGUUAGUGUCAUCGCUCACAAAGUAUGUAGGCUGUGGUGUUACGAAGUGCUCAAAUUACGGUUAUGUACUUGUUUGCAACUACGGCAUUCGGUAA